Rhea pennata is the source of this 5246-nucleotide messenger RNA. RefSeq names its product endonuclease V (gene ENDOV). The transcript is spliced from 6 exons. Gene Ontology annotation, biological process: DNA repair. The record is from RefSeq and is a predicted model, not a curated record. NCBI's taxonomy places the organism in Eukaryota, Metazoa, Chordata, Aves, Rheiformes, Rheidae. Bases 26 to 739 code for a protein of 237 amino acids. Gene Ontology annotation, molecular function: single-stranded RNA binding; RNA endonuclease activity producing 5'-phosphomonoesters, hydrolytic mechanism. Gene Ontology annotation, cellular component: cytoplasm; nucleolus.
GGCGGCGGCUUCCGGCAGCGGCGCCAUGUCGGAGCCGCCGGCGGGAGCCGCGCUGCGCCGCUGGGCACGGGAGCAAGCCCGGCUGAAGGCCAGCGUGAUCGAGGAGGAUACCGAGGAGUGGCAGAAAGAUCCAAGCUUUGCAGGCCUAGAGAGGGUAGGAGGCGUGGACUUAUCCUACGUCAAAGGAGAUGACACCAAGGCGUGUGCCUCCCUUGUGGUUCUCAGCUACCCCGAUCUUGAGGUGCUGUAUGAGGAUUGCCAGAUGGUUGCUGUGACAGCCCCCUACGUAGCAGGAUUUUUAGCCUUCCGAGAGGUCCCUUUCCUGGUGGAAGCAGUUCAGAGACUUCAGCAGAAAGAGCUUAGGCUCAAACCUCAGGUGCUGCUUGUAGAUGGGAACGGCCUGCUGCAUCACAGAGAUUCGUUCCCUGCAAAUGGAAGGAGAUGCAUUCCCACUAACCGGUACUUCAGGGAAAGUCCUGGGCAUGACGAGAAAAGGAGACUGAACCUGAUGAUUAAGCUAAUGCCAGAAGAAACUGCAGGGCCCCCGUACACUGAAUCCUCUCGCCUACCAAGAGUGUGGGUCUGUGAAGUGCAACAGCCAAGUGCCGCGCUUGGGAAGCCGAUUCCAGUGCAGUGCAGGGCCACGUCAGUCAGGACUAUGUCAGCCUCUGUGUGGGGUUCUGGUGGACAGGCAAAUCUGCCUCUGUUCAAGGAUAAUGUCUACAACAUAUUUGUAUGAUCACUUUUUAAAUAAGUGCUGUAAAAGCAUGUCUUGUAAAUUUGCUACAACUCAAGUAUUUGGGAAAUCACAGGAGGUGAUAUAUGAAAAGAGGCUGAGGCACUUAACAUAGUUAUAAGCCUUUGGCUCCUACCCUCCGUGACACAGAGACUUCCCUUCUUGUCAUUCUUGGAUCUUCUUCCACCCCGUCCCUUCAGCCUGUGCUCUCACACUCGCUUUACACAUCUCUGGGGAACAGAAACCCAGUAUGUAGCUCCGGCUGGUCCUGACAGACGGGCAGAGGACUCUGUGUUUCAGGUGGGCGUGUGAUUCACGAGGGAAGGGAUGGAGCCAACAGUCUGCUGCAUAUUUUGGAAGAGGCUUGUAUGUCUGAGCUCCAGUACCUGAGUAGCUUUCCUGUCUAUUUGGUGUCGAUGGCUUCUGCCUGCCUGCUGCCUUUGUGCCAUGCAGCAGUUACCAGACCUUAGUGACUGUAUGUAAGUCGUCUGGGCACAUGGUGCCUUGGUGUUGCUGAUCUUGGUGGGAACGUACUCUGGACUGCUGCUGAAACAAAAUUCCCCUUCAAGGGCAUUAUGAUGCACCGAUCUACUUAGUGUAUUGUUACUGUGACCCUUUCCACCAUGACUGGGCUAGAGGGGUCGCAACGCAGAUCAGUUCCUCCUGAAGAAAAGAAUAUGGGAACGGAAAAUUUCCCAUCAAGGGGAACGGGGAGGGAGCGCCUCACUCGCGUACAAUCAGUCAAGAUGGACAGAUCCCCAGCCUGACGUUCUGCAGUCUGAACGGACUGUGAGCACUGGUGUCAGGUCGUUAGGGAAGCUGUCUGGGACUAGCACGUUUGGAUCAACAUCCGUCAGUUAAGAAGUCUGUGAACCUUUGCAUUAACAGCAGAGCACAGAACAAACAGUUUCUAUCCCUGAAUCAAUACGGCUAGUCUAGUUUAGUCUUUUUAGUCUAGUCUUUUUCCUCUCUGAAGAGGAAAAAGAAUGUUUUCCUGGUGACUGUAGAAAGGUGUUCAGGCUCAGGAUUUCUGUGGUCUGUUUUAAAUGCUGCCAGGCAUAUCAUCUUUGCAUAAAUAUAUCUCACAGCUUUUGUUAUUCUUUUUGUACAUAACUCUCAGUAGUGUUUUGGACAUAGAGGACAUUCAGCCUUUUCUACAUGACUGUGCAACAUCUGAUAGAUCAGGAUCUGGGUUCGUUCGUCCUUGAAGCACUACACCCUUGAAACUCAGGUAAGAAAAAAGGAAGGAAUUUACUAACUCUUGGUUUCUCCCAGGGCCUACUUUGGGGAACAUUGUUGGUACAGUUCUCUGGAGUAUUAAAAAGUGGGAUUGGCAGCAGUCAGUCCCUAGCAGGGUUCUCUCCCUACCCCCAAAACUUGCUGAUUAAUAUAUUUUAAAAAACAAAACCUUUAGCUGCUUUAGUUUUCAAAUCACUGAGAAGGAGUGUGCAGUCUCCUGGGAAGUCUCAAAGCCAUGUUCACAUGGGGAUUUGUUACAUGGGUGAUCAGAGACCAGGAAGGAAGGCAAGAAAGUUGGAGUGAAGUUGCGCUCCUUUGAUCUGUGUGAUUUGUGUGAGAUCAGUGAGAGGCUGCCCAGCAGAGAAGUGUAAGAGGAAGCAUUUGAUAUUGCAUCUGACCCCUGCUUUUGGCAAGGAAUAAGCAGUGGGGGAAGCUGGUAGGCAAUCCUCCCAGGCCAAGGAGAAGUGGAGGGCAUCAUUCUUGUUUCACUCCCAAUGCCACAGACAUGAUGCCUGUUCUGACACUGCCACGUCCCCUGUCUCGAGGGAAGAGCUUGGAGACAGCCUCCUGAAAAGCAGCCCAGUGACAGCUCUGCUUGAACACACAUUCUGGGACUAGCUUCCCCCACUGCCUCCUCCUUGCUCAUCGUCCACUGAACAAACUGCAAAAAGACCCAGUACUGUCAUGGAGUCAGCAAAAGCUAAAGGCUGUGCAGCUGGCCAAGGCUACCUGUGCUCUACUGAGGCUAGCCAAAACAUUGUUUCCUAAGCUCCCAGGUGAGAUGGGCAUGGGAAGUGGGGAAGGGACCUGGCAAUGAAUGACUCAUAGCUAGCAUGGAUAGGGAAGAGAGCAGCAGCAGCCCAACUGUUCUUCUGAUGGAGGAGAACUAGCAGUGUAAUUAGAAGCAGUGGACUGCUCUCCCUGCAAUGGCAAAGUCAAUCCAGUUUAACUAGGAAGCACUUGCUGUGCAGAAAGGUCUGCUGGAGGUGAGCACCCAACACUCCCAAGCUAAAACCACUUCCUCUGUUUCCUUCCUUGGCAUGCUUCUGUGUGCCUCUCUGACUGCACUUGCACUGCCACAGACCUAUCUCCUUUCUGCAAAAACAAUUGGAAUUGGGGUGAGUCCUGCAGUUCCCCCCCCCAUAACUAGUAGGUUUAGAGUUAAUAUAGGGAGCAUUAACUACUAAAUUCUUACUAGAAAGAGUUGAUCUGAGAGCUUUCCCAAAUCUUUACAUACGCCACUAGAUUGCUGUCCACAGUUCGUUCAUUUCUCAUUCCCACUGCAUGUGAAGCAGCAACCUUGCUUGACCACAAGGACAGGGCCCUCUAAAGUUUAUAAUAGAUGUAGAAAAAUAUUGAGAGCCAGGGGACUGCUAGUUCCUAAAUCUCAUCAGCAGAACACUAAAGAAAUAAAAUACUUUGAUCCUGCUUUUCUUGGCCUGUUCCUGAACUUUGCUGAUGCAGGAAGUACUCUGCCUGAGCUGGGCUGUUGCAAAGCUCAGAGUCACACAGUGUUCCUCCCUGACCCUGUAUUACACCACUUUCACUGCACAUUUAUCUCUGUGAUGCUGAAGCUCCUCAUUCAGAUCAGCUGUGCCAGUGCCCAUUAGAAGGGACCCACCAGGGAGCUGGAGAGUGAUGCUAAGGCUGGAGCAGCUGGCCCUUAGCAUACAAGCUGCUCUAUUAGAAAAUGCCUUUCUUCAGCAAAGAGGGGCUGUAGCUCUUACUGACCUGGCUAUGUGACAAAAGGAGGUGAGUGUCUGCAGUUUUAAGCUCUCCUGAUGCUUCAGUGAUUUCAUGUGUCUUUCUGGUUGUUUUUCAGUGAUGUGAGGGUUGAUGGUAUGCCUGUUGGUAGUUGUACUGUAGUGGAAGAUGUGAGCUGGGCUACGCUGAGCCCAGUUUCUUACUAUGGAUGUGUGGUUGCUGCUGUAGGCCUGCAACUGGAGGCUGUCUCUGGAUGGGCUUCUGACUUCCUAGUGUGCCUAAAACCUAAAGUCCCCUGCUAGACAACUAAGGCUGCUGCCACUGCUGUCUGAAGCUGGUCUGUGUGCUGUACCCUGCCGUGCUGCAGAGGAGGCAGCUCUCCCCAGAGAGGGGAGGUUGGAGGGGGAAUAAAAGUCCAAGCGCAUCUGCAUGCUCUGCUCCCCCAGAGAUCGCUUGCUGCAGUUGAGCUUGCUCUGAGUCAACAGACUUGCUUCUCUAUUCCUCUUACACAGGUGAACUCCCUGAAAUCAGACUACUCUGGAUUAAAGUCACCUUUAUGGGAUUUGGGGGGGGGGUGAGGAGGCUGGUAAGGCAGCAUUGCCUUGGUGGUGAGAUAUUGCAGAGCUCUCUUAAGAUCUGGUGAAGCAAGAGGUCCCUGGAGCUGAGGGUACUGUGUGUGUUUGGUUUUGUUAUUUACCUGUAUUGUGCAAUGUUGUCUUGACUGCCAAAACCUGGGAAGACCGUUAAACAAAUUGACUAAUCUCUGUGUUUGGUGUCUACUUGUGGCUGUGUGAACACAAUAAGGGAUUAACUUGGUCUUUAUCUAAUUGGCUUAUAAACCAGGGAAGAGAAAAUCGCUUUGUAAUGCAUGAGACCUCCUCUUAAUAGAAACACAGAGACUAGAGCUUGUGUGUCCUCUCUGAGUAAAGCUGUACACGACUCUUCCUCUUUAACUCCUCAUUGACUGGAAAUCAGCUUUUCUGGAUGUGAUAUAUUCAUUCUCCUGUUCCUGAUGACUUAUUGCCAAUUUGUUAUAAAGCCUGGUCUCCUGUCAUCACCAAGGAGACUCUUCUGUUAACACUUCUGUCAGUAACUGUUGAGGAAUCUCUUACUGGGUCUCAUUGCUUGGUAACUUCUCCGUGCUGCCGGUGAACAGGGCAUAGGGCUGGAGCCACCAGGUAACAGCAGCCAUAUGUAGCGUGUGUGACAAAGGGUAGCCCUGGCAUUUAAAACAUGGAUAUGGCCAUGGGGAGAUACCUCUCACGCAGCAAACAAGGACUGUGAGCUGGGGCAGGAUUGUUCAGCAGAGCUGCUAGCUAAGUAUAAGUAAUGAUGGGUUGGCAAAAAUCUGGGACUUGGGUGGGAAGAGGGGAAGAAGAAUGGAGCUAAAUGGGGUAGGGGGAAGAUGAGAGGCAAAUAAGGGAAAGAGGAGAUUGGGCCCUAUUUUGUGCUGGAGGGCUUUAUGCUGGGGGGGUGGGUUGUUCCUGUAUGAGUGUGUGUUUAGGAGAGAGAAGGUUGUUGGGAUAGUUAACUUCUCAGUACAAUAAAACACUAUAACUGUGAAGCA